GGGGACACAUGCAGUUCAGCUUGACUUCACUUUCUUCCCUUUCUCUGUUUUACUCUCUCAACCGAGUUCAAAGGGACUCCCAUCUUCCUGCUCGGGUCCUCGGCUGUGUGUCUGUUUGUGUAGCUUUGGUUUAGUUUUUUUAACUCGUUGUGCUGCUUCUUCCGUCUUUGUAUCCUCUCAGAAAAGAUGCCGCCGACAUCCUGUCCGAUAAUAAUACUGUCUGGAAGCUUCUCCAGCAAGCUAACGUUAGCGGUUAGCCCUGGAGAACCACUCCACGGUAAAUGGGCUUAGUUUGACCUGAGCUUUGGUUCCUAACGUGAUCCCGCGGCUGGCUCACAUCCAGCUGUUUCAUCUCCAUGUUUCGACUUAAGGACUUCUCUCUUCAACAUGGAGAUACCAAUCAGCCAGCAGUGCAGCAGCUGUGACGCGCCGGCCGCCAGAUGUUGGUGCGUGGACUGUAACGAAGCGCUGUGUGACGUCUGCGUGUCGGCGCAUCGCAGAGUGACCGUCACCAGAUCUCACCGGAUCCUCAACCAGCCGCAAGAAGGAGGCGUCUCGACUUGUCCCACCAAGUUCUGCAGACUUCACCCGUCGGAGCCACUCAAACUCUUCUGCUUCACCUGCAACAUGCUCACCUGCAGAGACUGCCAGCUCACGGCUCACAUGAACCACAGGUAUCAGUUUGUCAGCGAAGCGUUGGACAGUUUGAAGAAGGAGCUGGAGGACUGUGUUCGGCCAAUCAGUAAGCAGCGAGACGCCGCGUGGAAGAGUCUGCAGGACAUGGAGACCAGGCUGCGGGACAUCGCUGACAGCGAGUCCAAUCUGUCGUCUGAGCUGCAGCGCUCCUACUUGUUCCUGACUCAACAAAUCAAAACAAGGAUGGAAGACAUUUUGAAAAAUGUUAAGACGGUUUGUGAAACGGAGACCCAGCUGAUUCAGACAAAGAUGAACAAGUUGAAGCAGCUGCUGAAGGAUCAAGAUUCGGUCGCUAAAUUCACCGAAAAUGCCCAAAACAGUAACGACGUGUCGACCCUGACUGCCUACAAUGUUCAGAUCAAGUCUCAUGUGAAGGCUUUCCACAAUCUGAACCUGUCUCCUCCUCAGCGUAUGUCUCAGCUCUGGGUCAGCACUGACAAGGUGUCACUGGAGGCCAUUUUGAACUUUGGUCGACUCAACGUUAACUGGGUCCCCUUCUCCGUCUCAAAUACCUCCAAUCAGAACGCUCCAUCAUCCUCCUCUUCCUCUCCCACCCCUUCCUCUCCCUCUCUCACCUCUCCCUCCUCUUCCUCUCCCUGUCCGCCCCCCCUCGGCGGACCCUCCCCCCAAACCAGGACUCUCGUCUCUCCUCCGGCUACAUGUUCCUCCACGACAUCGACGUCCUAUCCCAGCCAGACGUUUCUCUCCACUUCCUCUUCUCCGUCUUUAGUCCCACCCCCUCCAGACCAUCUGGCUCCAUCCCAAAAGACGAUCUCCGAUCAGUUCGUGACUCCGCCUCCGAGAACCGCGAACACAGACUCCCCCGUUCCUCCCAACUGUCCCGCUACUUCCUGGAAGUCCUCGUCCAAUCAGCAGAGUCUUCCUCCUACAGCUUCCAAUCAUUCCAAAGCUCUCAUGCCAGCGAGCACCACUCAAACGGGCCAGCAUCCGAAGAAACGCAGACAGACAGUUUCUGACUCCGAGAACAGCCAGCGUCCCCGCUUCGCCGUCCUCGAACUCGUCCAACAGCCUCUGGUUGCUCAGCAGCCGGCCACUGCCGCCGUGCUGCUGAGCAACACUCAGAGCGCGUACCAGGUGUCCUGCUUUGCGCUGCUGGCGGCCGCGCUGCCACUCAGGCAGAUAGCGCCGGGAAACACCGGCCCCGAACCACAGAAGAGCCUGAUGGGAACUAUCGUCCCAGUUUCAACCCCAGGACAGUUGACUCCGGUCCCCGCCAGUUGUCCAAUACCUCCUGCCCCCACCACCGGAAACCAGAUCUCUGUCGUGCCGAGUCCCGCGGCGGUGCCUCGCCAAACGCAAGAAAAAGAACAGCAUCAACGUUUGAAAGAAGUAAACUCCUCUUCAACCAGCCACGCUGCGUCACGAUCCUGCGAGCAGCGUCUCAGCCCGGAUAUCGACCCUCGGCCCUCUUCUCCCAAACAACAGCAGCAGCAGAACAAUCCGGUGGUGAGGGCCAUGGCGGACUCCGCCUGCGACGGUGGCGUGCAGCAGUUCGCCCCGAGGCGGCAGGAACCUGCAGAGAACGAACCCACCUCCACCAUGUCCGAAGAACUGGCGCCUGCAGGAGAACCGUCUGCAGCUGACGAAUCGGACAGAGACGCAGAAGAACGUGAAGUAUCGGACAGAGAUACUGAAGUAUCGGACAGAGAUGCUGAAGUAGUUACGGACAGAGAUGCUGACGUAGUAAUGGACAGAGAUGCUGAAGUAAUAAUGGACAGAGAUGCUGAAAUAGUCUUAGACAGAGAUGCUGAAGUAGUAAUGGACAGAGAUGCUGAAGUAGUAUCGGACAGAGAUGCUGAAGUAGUAACUGACAGAGAUGCUGAAGUAGUAACGGACAGAGAUGCUGAAAUGGUCUCAGACAGAGAUGCUGGAAUGGUCUCAGACAGAGAUGCUGAAAUGGUCUCAGACAGAGAUGCUGAAAUGGCCUCAGACAAAGAUGCUGAAAUGGCCUCGGACAGAGAUGCUGAAAUGGCCUCGGACAGAGAUGCUGAAAUGGCCUCGGACAGAGAUGCUGAAGUAGUCUCGGACAGAGAUGCUGAAGUAGUCUCGGACAGAGAUGCUGAAGUAGUCUCGGACAGAGAUGCUGAAGUAGUCUCAGACAGAGAUGCUGAAAUAGUCUCGGACAGAGAUGCUAAAGCAGUCUUGGACAGAGAUGCUGAAGUAAUAACGGACAGAGAUGCUGAAAUAGUCUCAGACAGAGAUGCUGAAACAGUCUCGGACAGAGAUGCUGAAGUAAUAACGGACAGAGAUGCUGAAAUAAUAACGGACAGAAAUGCUGAAAUAGUCUCAGACAGAGAUGCUGAAAUAGUCUCAGACAGAGAUGCUGAAAUAGUUUCGGACAGAGAUGCCGAAAUGGUCUCGGACAGAGAUGCUGAAAUGGUCUCCGACAGAGAUGCUGAAAUGGUCUCGGACAGAGAUGCUGAAGCGGUAACGGACAGAGAUGCUGAAGCAGUAACGGACCGAGAUGCAGAAGCAGUAACGGACAGAGAUGCUGAAGUAGUAUCGGACAAAGAUGCUGAAGUAGUCUCGGACAGAGAUGCUGAAGCAGUAUCGGACGGAGAUGCUGAAGCAGUAUCGGACGGAGAUGCUGAAGCAGUAUCGGACAGAGAUGCUGAAGUAGUAUCGGACAGAGAUGCUGAAGUAGUAUCGGACAGAGAUGCUGAAGUAGUAUCGGACAGAGAUGCUGAAGUAGUAUCGGACAGAGAUGCUGAAGUAGUAUCGGACAGAGAUGCUGAAGCAGUAUCGGACAGAGAUGCUGAAGCAGUAUUGGACAGAGAUGCUGAAGUAGUCUCGGACAGAGAUGCUGAAGCAGUAUUGGACGGAGAUGCUGAAAUAGGCUCUGACAGAGAUGCCAAAGUAACGGACAGAGACGCUGACUCAUCGGACAAAGACACCGUAGUAUCAAACAGAGACAAUGUAGUAUCGGACGGAGACACUGUAGUAUCGGACGGAGACACUGUAGUAUCAGACAGAGAUGCUGAUGAACUUGAACUUUCACUUGAGGUCACGGAAAGUGAAGCUGAAGAACUUGCAGCAGAAGUAUCGGAGACAGACGCCGGAGUAUUGGACAGAGAUGCCGAAGUAUUGGACAGAGGCACCGUAGUAUCGGACAGAGACACCGUAGUAUCAGACAGAGAUGCUGAAGUAUCGGACAGAGACACCGUAGUAUCAGACAGAGAUGCUGAAGUAUCGGACAGAGCCACCGUAGUAUCGGACAGAGCCACCGUAGUAUCGGACAGAGACACCGUAGUAUCGGACAGAGACACCGUAGUAUCAGACAGAGACACCGUAGUAUCGGACAGAGAUGCUGAAGAAUCGGACAGAGACACCGUAGUAUCGGACAGAGACACCGUAGAAUCGGACAGAGAUGCCGAAGAGCUUGAACUUUCACUUGAGGUCACGGAAAGUGAAGCUGAAGCAUCGGAGACAGACACCGGAGUGUCGAACAGAGGCGCUGAACCUGAAAUAUCUGACGGAGAUGCUGGAGUGUCAGAUCGAGAUGCUGAAAAACCUGAACCUGUAGUGUCGGACGGAGAAGCUGGAAUAUUGGACGGAGACAAUGGAAUGUCUGACUGCAGUUCGAGCCAAUGGCAGCCCAGAGUGUCUCUGUUCAGGCUGCCUGUGCUUUCGCAGCGCCACAAACGUCCCCUUCCUUCUUUUCGUUUGAUCGCCGGCGAAGCUGAUGAUGAGAUUUACCUGGAAGAGAUGAGCCAGGAGACUACGUCCCUCUCUGAUGAUGUCACAGAUGACUCCGCAGAUGACAUCGGUACGCUGUCGCCUCCUGGCUCCCCUCUGGCUGUGCAGAUGGUCGCCUGCUCCGCCUGCCGAUUGGCCAACGCGUCAAUCAUCUGUAUGUCCUGCGGCCGUGGAUUCCACCAAGACUGCCACAUUCCUCCUGUCAGACCGGACAUCAUGUCGGACUGGAUAUGCUCGCUGUGCCAGGACCUGUCGGACCCCUCGGACCCCUUCCUGUCCCACCGCCCACAGAGACCUGCAAGUCUCGGCCUCAGUCUGCUCAACCAGAGGAGAUGUGAGAAGCUGUUGCUGCUCCUGAAGGUGAAAGCCAGCAGUCGACUCUCUGAGGCUCACCUGGACUGGAUGAAGGAUCGUCUGACUCGUGGCUCACCUGCGUAUCAGACAGCUGCAGACUUCCUGUCGGAUGUCCGGAGGCUCUUCAGGGACGCUGCACCGGGCGACUUCUUUCUGAAUAAUCUACAGAAGAGGAUGAAGAGUUUGAGCGCAGCGUUUAUGGCCGAAGAGAAGUCUACGGCCGGCGCCAACGUGGCCGCAGACGCACCGGAGAGCGAGAGGUCAAAGGUCACGGCGCGGGAAGAACCGGAAGUGAUGUCAUACGAGGCCAGACUGAAGGAGACGAGGAAGAGGCUGCGGGAGGCUCUGAUGGACGGGUCUCACUCCAAGAGGAGGAAGACAGAACCACCCCCCGAGGAUUCUGGGAAAUGAAGUUCAGACUGUCGGAGGGUUGGAGACACUACAAGAGGAGGAAGAUGGAACUUUUUCCUGAGGAUUCUGGGAACUGAAGUCCAGAGGGGGGGUGGGGUGUGUGUGUGUGUGUGUGUGUGUGUGUGUGUGUGUGUGUGUGUGUGU
Molecule: messenger RNA, 5322 nt
Organism: Perca flavescens (yellow perch)
Lineage: Eukaryota; Metazoa; Chordata; Actinopteri; Perciformes; Percidae
Exons: 15
Coding region: 388-5178 (1596 amino acids)
Cellular component (GO): chromatin
Molecular function (GO): zinc ion binding
Source: RefSeq, a predicted model, not a curated record